Molecule: messenger RNA, 1347 nt
Organism: Drosophila sechellia
Lineage: Eukaryota; Metazoa; Arthropoda; Insecta; Diptera; Drosophilidae
Gene: Osi9
Product: DUF1676 domain-containing protein Osi9
Exons: 3
Coding region: 188-889 (233 amino acids)
Cellular component (GO): membrane
Source: RefSeq, a predicted model, not a curated record
UUGGUUGCCUUCUGACCGACAGAUCGAACACGCCAAUCGAGCGCAGUGCACUCAAUCAAGUGAACAUACACACACAUCCCCUUAUCGCCAGGAAGUGGCAGGAUAUCAAAUCAGCGCAGCAGUGUCGAGUGUUUGUGCAAAUCAUUCAAAAAAAUAAAUACGAGAAAGGAAAUACCCAUCCCGAGCCAUGUUCAAGUUCGUGUGCCUUUUUGCGCUGAUUGCCUCCACGGCGGCGGCUACCUCGGAAGCGGACAGCCUGCUGACCAGCGCUUUGAAGAUGGUCAAGGACUGUGGCGAGCGUUCCAUGGUCUUGUGCAUGAAGGAGCGAGCCCUGCACUACUUCGAUGCCGAGAACGGGGAUGUGCGGCUCACCGAGGGCAUUGCACUGGUCAAGACCGAUGAGAUCCCGGUGGGUCGGUCCCUCAACGAGAUGCAACUGCCCGAAGAGGUCGAGGCCCGGGAGGCCGAGGUGGACUCUCUGCUGGUGGAGCGCGUUGCCCGCUUCUUCGGCACCCACACGCUGCAGUUUAAGGUGCCCAAAGACUCCAUCCAGGACAUGCAGCGCGCCCUCGAGGAAUCUCGCGGAAAGAAGAAGGAGAAGAAGAAGUACCUGAUGCCCCUGCUAAUGCUCUUCAAGCUGAAGAUGGCCGCCCUGCUGCCCCUGGCCAUUGGCUUCCUGGCCCUGAUCUCCUUCAAGGCCCUGGUCAUCGGCAAGAUCGCCCUGCUGCUCUCCGGCAUCAUUGGGCUGAAGAAGCUGCUCGAGUCGAAGAAGGAGAACUACGAGGUCGUGGCGCACCCGCACUACGAGCACGAGCACAGCUACGGCCGCUCGCUGCCGGCUGACGACUCCCAGGCCCAGCAGCUGGCCUACGCGGCGUAUAAGCAAUAAGCUGCAUGCCAAAUAUUCUGAAUGCUGAAUGCUGAGGCAACCGUAAUCAGUGCAAUACUCGGAGGGCCGUCUAAUUUAUCUAUUUAUUUAAUUUAUUUGUAUAGCAUAGUUCAUGCCAGGCUUACACACUUAAGGCGCCAUCAAGAGAAAUAGAAGGAAAGCUAAAUCCCGAACCCACACAAAUAGGUCUAAGGAAUCAGCAGCUGGGGGCUGCCGCCAGAGGGGAACACCUGGCGUCGUUUAAUCUAAUCUUAAAAUGGACUGCCACUCUCGUAUUAAUACUCAGAGCUUUAUUGUUUAAAACUCUACGCUUAACUUAACUUAACUCAACUGAACUCUUAACUAAACUAUGAAACUAAACUGCCUAACUCUGAACUGCCGCUAGGAGCAGCAAAAGCCCCCCUGGCCAAGCCCUCCCCCACACAAAUCAAUAAAAGAAAUGCCGCAUUUAUCUCGAA